AUGCGAUGGCCACCUCGCUCGCCUCUGGCGCUCCUCUUCGUCUCUCUGGCUACGCCUCGGGCCGCGCUGGUCCCCGCAGUUCUCGCUGCGGCUGCGCCGGACUUUAGCCUAGCGACGUCUGUCAACGCAAAAACAAUGACGCGGCUCACGCUCGGCGAUUGCUUUGAGAUUCGGCAGGUGCUGCUGCUGGCGGCGCAGCAGCCGAGCCCGGACGGGCACGAAUACAAGACUUGGGACGAGAUGAUGGACGACGUCUCCAUCAAGGAGCACCCCCGCUUUUCCCAGGACAAGCAGAAUGCCGCGAGCUCUGAGGACCGGGCGGCGAGGAGAUGGUUCGACGAGCACUUCAACCGGCAGCUCGAGCGGGCUAUCGAGGCGGACAUGCCGCGUUUUUACGCCGUCACCCACGACGCGCCCACGCCCUCCGGCCCGAUGACGCUCCUCUCGCUCCGCGCCGCCUUUCUCUCCAGAGAGCACUCGGAGGAGUCGUUCCUCUGGGUGCCCGGCAUGCGCGAGUGGGCCCGCGCGCAUCAUUGCAUGCCCGCGCUCACCUCCAUGUUCACGCGCUACCGCGACUCGGGCAAGUGGACCGGCAAGGCAAAGUACUCGGACGUGCAAAGAGCCAAGGGGAUGGCCGACAUCGGCGCGAUCGUGCUGGAAGGGUGCGACUCGCUCAUCUUCGUGCAGCCGCGCGUCGGGGCGGUCAUCGACGAGGUCAAGGGGACAGCGCCGAACGGGAGGGUGCUGUACGGGCCCCGCCCGGGCGACAACACGAACCUGUUUGAGGUCUUCCACUCGCCUCGCGGCGACUCCGGCAUCGGCCUCACAGCGCCGCUCGUGCCGGCGCUGGCGCGGGAGAGGCCAACGCCCGAGGAGGCCGACGUCCAAUUCGAGGUCAACGGAGACGGGACGUGGCGACGCACGCAGGCCAUCCACGAAAAGGGCGCAUGGAAAGCCUUCAACGAGAAGGUGCAGAGGGGCGGGGAGAGGGGCGAGGCGGGCGGUCAGGCGGGCGGCCUCGGGCUCAGGGAGUACAUGCACACUCGGGCCGACGCCAUGAGCUCGCAGCGCGUCGAGAUCGGCAGGGCUGUGGGCCAUAGUGGAGGCGCCAACCCGGACCCGCAUCCAGCCCCCGCCGAGCAGCCGUGGCUGCCGCCGCUGCCGCUGCCACCCCGCCCGCCGGGCUCGCCGGCGGCGAGGGCGCCGCCGCCGCCAAGAGCGCCGCCGCCGCUGAGCACGCCGGGAGGAAAGCGGCCGCCUAGGCUGAAGGCGGGGCCUGGCGAGCCCGCUCCGAGGCAAACAGAAAGCGCGGCCGCGUCUGGCAUCGAGGGGCCGGAGAAGGAGGGCGGGGGCGGCGCGGCGCCGCCAAGGCUGACCGGCGCGGACCGGCGGGAGAGGGUCCUCUUCUACGUCGGCAGCGAGGCGGAGGGCGCGGCGUGGGACCCGCUCGACGCAGGCGCGCUCUUUGACGAGCGGACGCAGGUGGCGGAGUCGGCGCGCGCGGUGGCGGCGCUCGGGUACGCGGUGGUCGUUGCUGGGCCGAUGGUCGCGUCGGCGGAGGGGACGGCGGCGGACGGGGUUCAGUACGUACACGCGGAGUGGCUCGUCCUCACCUCUCCGCCGCGCAGGCCCGGCACGCCCGCCUCGCCCGGCAGGGUCCCGCCGUGGGUUGACGGCAUCGCGCCCGGCGAGGCGCUCUUCGACCACGUGGCGAUUGCGCUCUUCGACCACGUGGUGAUUGUGCGGCUGCUCGGGCAGUUUGCAGCGCGCCUCCCCCUCCUCGCCCGCGUGGGCGUCUACCUCUGGGUCGCCGAGAGGGAGGCCGAGUCGCUCGGCCUGCCCGCGCCGCCCGCCAGCGCCGACGACGCGCCCUCUGCCGGCGAGGGCGACCAGGGGAGAGCGACGCCGGCGCCCGAGGCACGGCUGUCGAUGCCUCUGCUCGCGAACCUGGCGGGGAGGCUCGCGCGGCUGGUCGUGCCGUCGACCGCGCACAAGCGAGUGCUCGAGGCGAGGCUGAGGCCGCUGUCGCUGCCGCCGACGCGCGGCCCGCCGCGCUCUCGCGUGGCCGUGGCCCGCCGCGCUCUCGCGUGGCCGUGGUGCGGCCUCUGGCCGACGGCGCGCGGCUUCACGACGGCGGGCGGCAAGUGGGGCCUCACACUGUCAAAGCCGGAGGCGGUCGUCUUUACGCGGCUCGAGGAGGCGCCGUGGGGCCGCUACGCCGGGCUGCUGCACCGGCGCUCCCUGACGGAGGAGCCGCUGCGCGCGCGCGGCGUGAACGGCGUCUCUUCACACCUGAAGCUGCGUCACGUGCUCCGCUGUACUCGGCUGUACUCGGCCGUCCUCAGCCGGGACCAAUACGCCGCGCUGCACGACGGAUCGCCCGGCAGGCCGCCGCUGCCCGUGCGCGCCACGAAGCUGCCUCCGCCGUCGCCGCCGCCGGCGCGCGGCACAGAAAGCUGCUACUCGUUCGGCGACUUUCGGCGACAGCACCAGCUGUACGCGGGGCUGCUGGUGCUCGGCGGCUGGCUGGCGGGCUCGGUCUGGAUCCUCCUCGCCACGUGGCGGCAGAAGGGGACGGCCGCACCGCCGCACCGCGAGCGCGAGCACGGCUCCAGCUCGCGCAAGCACAAGGCGGCGCACGCGGGGCGAGGACGCAUGGCUGAGCCCUUGCUCAUCGCGUGCAAGCAGGGUUCCACCGUCUCGGUGAACCUGCAGGUGCCAGCCGGCACCAAGGCGAGCGGCCUGCAGCAGCUGCUGGCCGCGGCCAAUGGCGUUGACGUCUCGAAUGACGUCACAAUCAAGGUGAAGACCGGGACGGGCAGUCUUUCCUGCUUCAAGAACCUCGGCCAACUUCUCGCGCGCGACGACCCGACGGUGGCCGCACACUGGCAGAUUGAGAUUCAGGAGCAGAAGACCGUCGAGGAGCUACCGGCCAAGACGCCGGUCUCCAUCUUCAGCUAG
This is a messenger RNA of Emiliania huxleyi CCMP1516, 2961 nucleotides long. RefSeq lists its product as hypothetical. The transcript is spliced from 9 exons. The coding region runs from base 1 to 2961 and encodes 986 amino acids. The record is from RefSeq and is a predicted model, not a curated record. Lineage: Eukaryota; Haptophyta; Isochrysidales; Noelaerhabdaceae.